CUCUCUCUCUCUCUCUCUCUCUGAGAUCAGGAAAAUGGCAGAGGCCAGUAUUUCAGUAAAUCAGGUCCAGUUCAGCUGUCCAGUCUGUCUGGAUCUGCUGAAGGAUCCAGUGGCCAUUCCCUGUGGACACAGUUUCUGUAUGGUGUGUAUAAAUGGCUGUUGGGACCAGGAGGAUCAGAGGGGGGUCUACAGCUGCCCCCAGUGCAGAGAGACCUUCACUCCGAGGCCUGUUCUACGCAGGAACAACAUGCUGGCUGAAGUGGUGGAGAAACUGAAGAAGCCAGAACUCCAAGCUGCUUCUCCUGCUCACUGUUACGCUGGACCUGGAGAUGUGGAGUGUGAUUUCUGCACUGGGAGGAAACUCAAAGCCAUCAAGUCCUGUUUGGUGUGUGUAGUGUCUCUCUGUGAAACUCAUCUUAAACCUCAUCUGGAAAUUCCAGCCUUGAUCAAACACCAGCUGGUCCAAGUCUCCACACCACUACAGGAGAAGAUCUGCUCUCAACAUGACAAACUGAUGGAGAUCUACUGCCGUACUGACCAAAGCUGCAUCUGUUAUUUGUGUACGAUGGAUGAACACAAAGGCCACGAUACAGUAGCAGCUGCAGCCGAGAGAACCGAGAAACAGAAUCAGCUGGAGGAGGUUCAGAAGAAAUCCCAGCAAAGACUCCAGCAGAAAGAGAAGAAGCUGCAGGAGCUGAAACAGGCUGUGGUCACUCUUAAGCGCUCUGCACAGGCAGCAGUGGAGGACAGUGAGAGGAUCUUCACUGAACUGAUCCGCUCCAUUGAGAAGAAGCACUCUGAGGUAACAGAGCUGAUCAAAACUCAGGAGAAGAACCAGCUGAGACAAACUGAAGAACUCCUGGAGAACCUGCAGCAGGAGAUUGAUGAUCUGAAGAGGAGGAACACUGAGCUGGAGCAGCUUUCAGUCACAGAGGAUCACAUCCACUUCCUCCAGAGCUUCCAGUCUCUGAGAGUCUCUGCUGGAUGUGAGGACUCCUACAGCUUCACUGUCCAUCAACAUCCCUCAUUUGAUGGAGUGAGGAAAUCUCUCUGUGAGAUUAAAGAGAGACUAGAGGAAUUCUGCAAGGAGGAGUUCAGGAAAAUCUCUCCACAUGGAAGAUGGGAAUACAAGAACAUGUCAUCAUUCUACUGAGAAACCUCCUACAGUCUGGACAGAGAACCGACAAACAGAAUGGUUCUACAUUGGCAAAGGAGUUAGUCAAAGCUAUACUGUGUCACCUUACCUGUUCAACCUGUAUGCUGAACAUUUAAUGAGAUGCAGGACUGGAGGAAAAUGAUUGAGGAUUCAAGACCGGUGGAAGACAUCAAUAACCUUCAAUAUGCGGAUGACACGACACUUGCAGCAGAAAAUCCAGAAGACCUAAAGGCCCUUAUAAGGAAGAUUAAAGAACAGAGUGAAAAGAUGGGACUUCAGCUCAAUAUGAGGACUAAGGUUAGGACAAUAAGAAAGAGCACUAACUGUAGCACUGAUGGAGAAGAUGCCAAAGAGAUGGACAGCAUUUGCCAACUUUAACUGAUUAACAACAAAGGACCCAGCAGUCAAAAUUGAACUGGAAAAGACUUUCAAAUGCAAAAAUCCAUCUCUCCACAUAAAGAUCAGAACUGUCCAGACUGUGGUCAUCUCUGUGGUUCUUUAUGGAUAUGAAAACUGGUCAAUAAAAAAGGUGGGAAAUACUGAUGCAUUUGAACUGCUGGCAAAGUCUUUUGAGGGAACAAAGGAAACAAACCAAUGGGCUCUUGAUCAAAACAAGCCUCAAUUUUCAUUCCAAGUCCAGAUAAUAAACUGACACACUCUUUGGGAUUUGGGAAUAUUGUGAGAAGAACCAUUGGAAAAGACAAUGAUGCUUGGAAGAGUUGGGAAGUGGAGGGCAAGCAAGAAGAUACAAUGCGAGGAACAAUGAACAAGGCCAUUAGAAAGCCAGAAGACCCAAACAGAAGACCAGGAUAUUCUGGAGAAACACCAUCAAUAUGGUCUCCAGGGGUUGGAAACAAUUCGACAGCACUUAACAAUAAUAUAGGGGGCUAAUAUGUGCUAAAGAUCUUACACCAAGCAGUCUCUUUUCCUUAAAUCCAUUGAACAGGAAAACAUUGACUUAUUUUUCGUCCUGAUUUUGGAAGUUGCCAUAUUUUUUAGAAAUGUGGUCAAUGCGUUUUAAAUGUGUUUCAAAGUGUUUGCAGUAUAACUGUGCCUCUAUAUGAAAUAACUACUAAUGAAUACGUCUCCUGGUAAAAAAUACAUUAUGAACACAAAAAACCCACCACAAACAACACCUUAACACAGUUAUUGAAAAGUAUAGGCUAAGGGAUGCAUACUGAACAAAUACAAUAUCUUGCAUCAUUUUAGCAAGUUGGCCAAAGGCCAAAUUUGACCUUUAGGGCAGGGGCGUUUACUUAAAAUUCAAUAAGGUUCAGUUACCAAAAAUCAAGCAAAGGUCCAGAACAUCAUAACUUCCAUUAUGAUUCAGUGCCAUAUGCUGUUUACUGAAGUAGCCUAGUAGGAAUAUCAAUACCUUAUGUAGUCCAUAACUGAAAGUCAAAUCAAAAAGUACAGUUCAGUGAUAUUUCAACAUUUAUUGUCAGUUUUCU
Molecule: messenger RNA, 2607 nt
Organism: Pygocentrus nattereri (red-bellied piranha)
Lineage: Eukaryota; Metazoa; Chordata; Actinopteri; Characiformes; Serrasalmidae
Product: E3 ubiquitin/ISG15 ligase TRIM25-like
Exons: 5
Coding region: 35-1153 (372 amino acids)
Molecular function (GO): protein binding; zinc ion binding
Source: RefSeq, a predicted model, not a curated record